AUGAACGAUAACCAUAUACUUGAAUUCUAAAAUUUCCCUAAAUCAAUUCAAUCAAAGAUUCACUAAGACUACUUUUAUGGGAGAAAAUCGCUUUAUUAUCAUGAUAAAACAUUUUAUCGCUACAUGAGUCAAAAAUAAAGUUCAGACUAAUACGAGAAAUUUGAUUAAAAAGAAUUUAACUUUAUAUGCUAUGCACCGAAUAAUUAUCUCCAAAUAGAUGCAUCCCAGAUUAGACUUAAGUUUUCUUUAAGAAACAAAGAGAGUUAUAAUUUAAUUGGUUCUCUUCAAAACCUUAAAUAUUUGAAUGAAGAAAAUGAAGAAAAGAAACUUAAGGUGUGCGAUUAAACUAACAAAUUUCUCUGUCCAUUUCAUUUUGAAAUCAAGCUUCCUUAAGCAAUGGAUGAUUGGCAAUUAGAAAAUUUCUAAAAAUAAUUUAGAAAUUAUUAUUGUGGAGUAAAAUUAAGUUCUGGUAUAACCUAACAAAAUAAAGAUUACAUCUGUGUGAAAGAUAUAUCAGAACCAAACUAUCAAUCAUACUUAUUGUUAAAAUAAGAUGUUAAAAUAGGAGAUAUUAAAUGUUUCGCCCUAAAGGAUCACAAUUACCCUAGAUACUUUGUUGUGAGAGAUAAUAAAAAUAGAUAUUUUUUUGAUAAUAAAAACGGCGAAUAAGAAUUAACAUUUGUCGUUGGAGUUGAAGAAUAAUAGAUUAUAAAUCAAUAUCUUUUUUCAUAUUUUAUUUUAGAUGAACAAGACAAGGAUUAGAUUGAGGAAUAUAAAAAUAUUAAAAAAAUAUUGAAAGCCUAUCAAAACGAACUUUAAGAAUUAACUAAUACUUUAAGAGUUAAAGUUUCUUCAUUCGACUUUGAUUUAAUCGUUCAUAGCAAUACUUUAAAUUAAUAUGCUUUAAAAUAGGGUAGUGAGUCAAACUACGAAGGCAUUUUUGAUAAUAUGGAUGAUUAAAUUUAAAUAUAUGAAACCAUUUUGUAAUAAUUAUCGUUUGAGAAUGGCGAAUGGAGAUUGAAAAUUGAUCCAAAUGAAAAUCUUAUGUUUUGGUAAGAGGUCGAGCAUUAUCAAUAUUUUUAUUUAAAAAAAGGAGAAAGUGCACUUAUUAGAUGCCCAAAGGCAAAUAUAGAUUUCUCAUAUAUUGAUACCAUCCAAAAAGAUAGUAAUUAAUAAAACAAUACUGCGAAAUAAGUUAAUUAAGAAUGA
Molecule: messenger RNA, 1209 nt
Organism: Paramecium tetraurelia
Lineage: Eukaryota; Ciliophora; Oligohymenophorea; Peniculida; Parameciidae
Exons: 3
Source: RefSeq, a predicted model, not a curated record